Messenger RNA from Cebus imitator (Panamanian white-faced capuchin), 1745 nucleotides. Its product is annotated as collagen alpha-1(I) chain. The record is from RefSeq and is a predicted model, not a curated record. The transcript has a single exon. Bases 206 to 736 code for a protein of 176 amino acids. NCBI's taxonomy places the organism in Eukaryota, Metazoa, Chordata, Mammalia, Primates, Cebidae.
GGGCGGGGAACCGAGUUCAGUCACUCAACAAAUGCGGGGCCCUACUGCGACCCGCCCGAUCCUGGACGCCGAGACACCUGCACUGCGCCGGAAAAACAUGGUCCCAGUCCCAGGAACGGACAUUCCAGAAACAGAUCAUAAAUAAACACAGAAGACACACGAGUGUAAAGUCAAUGCCCUGCUGCGCAUUAAAUCGGGUGAUGUGAUGCCCAGUGAGUGGGUAGCUAAUUCGGAUGGUGUGGUGAGGAGACGCCUCGCUAAGCAGGUACCACUGAAGACGAGGUCUGAAGGCAGAGCAGGAACCUGCGGGCGAAGGUCGCUAUCCGGACCUCGAAUCGCCGGUUUCCAUGGGGAGGUUAGCCGCGGAGGGAUCACUUCUCCAAGGACCGAAGGAGCGGGCGCUGUAGAUCUUUUCUGCAGAGAUGCCCGCCAGUAUCCGACUGUCCCCUGCGGGUGGUGGGGAGGAGACGGAAGACAAGGCGGGGACCCUGGAGGGCCGAGGGCGCCCGGCAGUCCAGUUCCCCGACCCGCGGCUGCGGGCGCGGCCUCUAGAUGCGGGCGUUUGACAAAACACGGCGCCGGAUCGUCCAGCCCGGGCCGCGGGCGCAGCAGGAUGUGGGCAGAAGGCCCGCCUGUUCCGAGCCUUAAAUCAACACCUGCGGUUCCCGGGGUGACACCGGUGGGGCCCGCAGCGAGGCUCCGCGGCGCUAGGCCCGAGAAACCGAAACUCCCCUAGUCGCCUUUGCUCCCCAGCACUCUCGCCAUUGCCUUCAGCCCCAAGCCACCAUUGUUAACAGUGCCAAAUGGGGCCGCCCGGGUAGCCUCCGGGGCCGAACCGCCAGGGGCCGCGUGAACCCCGAGGAGGCUGGUCGGGGACCGCUUCCUUUUCCCCCUUUCGGUGUGCUCAUGGCCACCACCCUCGCCGCAGAGGCCGCCGCCCUCCGAGCGCGCCACCACCGCCUCCUCUGCCUCUUCCCAUCCCUCAGCCCCGGCCCCUGCAGCGACUUGGCUCGGGCUGCACCUCACUGCGCCUGCCAACUGUCUCACUCUCCGAGGCUGUCAACAGGGUGCCAGGGACAAACAAGCCGCGGCGAGCGCAAACAGCCUGAGCAAACAGGGACAGCCAGGGUGUUGUCUGACCAGCACUGGAAUUGGAAACUAGGUUUCGAAUAAGUCAAAGUGCAGUACUGUAUUUUAAACUGUCUGUUGUAUUACAUCCCCCACAAUACGCGCUCUACUUGAAACUUCCAGCGGAUACCAGCUACACUUAGAAUAAAAAUGAAACUCCUUGCCCAACUCUGGGGCCGCAUCAGCACAUGCUUACCAUGUUUUGGCCACAGAGUCCUUCAUGCUGUUCCUGGAAGUCACCAAGUUCCAUCUAUCAUUGUUAAUCAUUCCUUUUGCACGCUCCUCGCACAACUGUUUCUUCUGCUUAGUGCUUUGCCUACUGAUUCCAUCUUGUCAUUUAAGUCUCGGCUCAAAUGUCACCUCUGCAAAGAACCCUUCUCUGACUAUACAUCUAAAAUAGCCACAAACACGGUCUGCUCUAUAAAGACUUGGCUUUGCUUUAUUUCCUUCUCAGCACUCACACUGUCUGAAAGAAUGUUUUGGAUUUGUUGUUUAGUGUCAGCCUCCCUCUCAAGAAUGCAAGCUCUGUGAGAGCAGGGUCGUUAUCUAUUUUAAGGCUGUAUCACCAAUGCCUGGGUAAGUAUACAGUAAAUAAUUUUUGCAUGAAUAAGUGAAUG